AUGGUGAGUGGAAGUUCAAACAAAGUAGGUGAUGUUCAUGAAACCAGUAUUACGAUUGAGGGUGAUCAUGAUCAUUCAACAACGGAGGAGAUACAUAAAGUUUGUUUACCACCAAAUAAAACGACAUUCCAAUCUAUCAAACAUUACUUUUCUGAGAUAUUUUUCCCUGAUGAUCCUCUUCAUAAGUUUAAGAAUCAAAAACCUUCUAAGAAAUUUUUUCUAGGGCUUCAAUAUUUCUUUCCAAUACUUGAAUGGGGGUCUGAGUAUAGCUUCAAACUACUUAAAUCUGAUGUUAUUUCUGGUCUUACCAUUGCUAGUUUGGCUAUUCCUCAGGGAAUUAGUUAUGCAAAGUUGGCUAAUUUGCCUCCUAUUCAUGGACUGUGUAAGCAUACUUCCAAUUUUUUCUUUAUUUUUUGCUUUUUGUAG
Molecule: messenger RNA, 426 nt
Organism: Papaver somniferum (opium poppy)
Lineage: Eukaryota; Viridiplantae; Streptophyta; Magnoliopsida; Ranunculales; Papaveraceae
Product: probable sulfate transporter 3.4
Exons: 2
Coding region: 1-426 (141 amino acids)
Biological process (GO): transmembrane transport
Cellular component (GO): membrane
Source: RefSeq, a predicted model, not a curated record